AUGGCGGGGCCGGUUGCCCUGGCGCCGGGCAGUGUUGACGGAGCUGCCAUGGUCCCGAGGAGCCUGCGGGUGGUGGGGCUGAUGCGGGAACUGCCCUUCCAGGCGGCCCGCAGCGCCGCGCAGGCUCUGAAGCUGAAGUUCCCAAAGAAGUUUGCUGAUCCUGUCAUAGAGCCUUUAGUAGAAUUUGCGUGGCAUGAAUAUUUAGAGGAGAAAAAGAAGGAGCUGAGAGGUGAGGUGUGGGCUUACACCUCCUCCGUGAUGUGCUUCCUGGAUGGGCAGCUGCUGGGGGAUGAGCAGGAGCUGCUCAAGUGGGCUCUCCGUGAGUGGGACUAUCGUGACUUCAAGCCCAAGGCCCUUUACCAGGCCAUUGCUGAGGAUUUCUACACCAAACACCUGAGAAGCAGCCAGCACAUCUUCGUGUUCCUGGAGAUCACCAUAGAUGAAGAGCCCAUGGGGAGGCUGCUCCUUGAGCUCUUCUCGGACGCCUGUCCCAAGACCUGUGAGAACUUCCGUGCCCUGUGCUCUGGAGGAGCAAAGUCCCUCUGUGAUGGGAGGGAACUCACCUACAAGAACUCACUGUUCCAUCGCGUGGUGAAGCACGGGUGGAUCCAGGGAGGAGACAUCAUAACUGGGAAGGGAGACACAGGAGAGUCCAUUUAUGGUCCCACCUUUGAAGAUGAAUUCUCUGUCCCCCACAAGGGCAGAGGGGUCCUGGGCAUGGCCAACAAGGGCCGCCACAGCAACGGGUCCCAGUUCUACAUCACCCUCCAGCCAUCUCCCUUCCUGGACAGAAAAUACGUGGCUUUUGGGCAACUGAUCGAGGGCACAGAGCUCCUCCAGAGGCUGGAAGAUGUACCCACAGUUAAUGAGAGGCCCACGGUGGCCUGCAAGAUUAUCAACUGUGGGACCUUUGAACCGUGA
Chaetura pelagica (chimney swift) is the source of this 921-nucleotide messenger RNA. RefSeq names its product peptidylprolyl isomerase (cyclophilin)-like 6 (gene PPIL6). Lineage: Eukaryota; Metazoa; Chordata; Aves; Apodiformes; Apodidae. The record is from RefSeq and is a predicted model, not a curated record. Bases 1 to 921 code for a protein of 306 amino acids. Gene Ontology annotation, molecular function: peptidyl-prolyl cis-trans isomerase activity. Gene Ontology annotation, biological process: protein peptidyl-prolyl isomerization. The transcript is spliced from 8 exons.